AAUUGUUGAGAUCGUUUGUGUAUAAUAUAGAGUUAUUGAAAUAGUAGGUAUGUUAUUGUAUUAUCUUACGCGAUGGCAUUGUUCUCUUACCAUUAGUGAACCUUAUCUCAGGCUCAACUGUGCACCUUUUUCAUUACUAUAGUGACGACGAAGUACGAAUCUUACUAUCUUACAGUUUCUCAAGGCAUUCGUUUGAAAGCUUUUGUCAAUUAAAUACGUUUAAAUCUAACUUAGAAAAUAAUAAAUCAUUUCAACUAUAAUAAACUAACAAUAAGUGUAUAACAUACAUGCGAAAUAUAGUAUAUUAAUAUUUAAACGUUAAUUUAUCGAAAGUUUAACGUGUUAGCAACCAUUUGGAAUCGUUUAGAGUUUCUUUUAAUCGAAAAUAAAAAAACAAAAAAGGUAAAAAUUGUGUUAAAGUAAUCACGUUUAAGUAAAUAUGUGUUAAAAUAUUGUAAAUUUGUAUAAAUCGUUUUUGAAAACUAAUCAGUUUAAAUUUGUUCGAUAAUAACAUCAAAAUAAAUCUUGCUAAGUGUUUAAAUGUCAUGCAAUAGGACAAUACAAUUGACAUACUGUCAAUAAGACGAGAACAAACCUCACAUCGAAUGUUUCUAUUUGUACUUUUUUUCCCUUUGUUUUUCAUAUUUUUUUUUGAACAAACAUUGUCUUAAUUUAAACAUGUUAAUUAAAAAAAGAAAAAAACAAUUCGUUUGUUCUUACAGCAAUAUGAUUUUGUCGAAUUCGGAAAAUAACGAGGAUGAUUCGUUUAUUCGCGUAAGUGUUUAUCCUCGAUGAUAAAUCAAUCCUAAUGCAAAUAUCAUUUUUAUAAAAGCAAAAUUGAUCGUUACUUCAUUUUUCAGCGUUUAAUAAAUCGUGCCACUGUUAAAAAUAAAGAACCGCACGAAUUGGCAACGAUGCAAUUGAGACAAAAAAUGAACAUUUUACGGGCGAUAAAUGUCUACCGAUUUGAAGGUACGUCACCCUUUCUUGCUAACCCUCCUUCCCUCCUCGUACCCCCUUGCACAUUUACGAAUGCAUUUUUAUUCGAUUUAGUCACUACUUUAUAUGCAACGUUUAUAUAUGUUUAAACAGAUUUUGGAAGCACAUGUAACAAAUUGUCCGACAAAGCUUUGAACUGUUUAAAUAAAGAAAUCCUCUUCAAAACGGAAAUGUAUGAAAAUGAUAUAAUGAUACCCAGUAAACUCUUGGAAAACGAAACUUUCCUAAGCGGAUUGAAGAACGACAUAAUUACCAAAAAAUGUCGCAAUUGGAACCUUAAAAUAGAUAAGACGUUGAAUUACGAGGAUUUGUCAGAUAAAAUCAAAGCACCAGUUAUUUCUGAAGAGAAAUUAAACAUCGAUCAGAUUGCGGAAAAAUCGAAAAUAUCGGAAAUCAAAUGUAACGAUAAUAAAAUGGAUGAAAAAUGUUUAACGAGUAUCAAAACUGACGAAAGUACGAAAUCUAAAACACUCUAUACUUGUUUGAACGAAGAAAUUCGAGAUCUUAAAGAAGAACUUGAAUCGUUACAAUGUAAUUCUUAUCUAAUGGAUACCCCGAAAAAAAAAUCAUUUGAUUUUCGUAAGAAUUUCGUUGCCAGGAAUUCGAUCGAAUGUUCGAAAAAAAGAUUAUUGACGGAUUACAUCGUGCCAGGUGUGCACAAAGCUUUCGAAGAUAUUUCUUCGAAAGAAAUAGAUUCACGGGAAAUAGAAAAUAAUAUCAAUAACAAAUUGAACGAAGUUAUGCGAUACGAGCAAGCGAUUCCUCGUUCUAAUAAUAAUAAUAAUAAUAAUAUCGAUAACGAUAAUAAAAGUAUGAAAAAAAUAGAAAAACCUAAACGAAUAAUGAAGCCAAAUUUAGAAUCGACGAUUAAAUCAUGUUCUGGGGAUUCAACGAAAAAACACGCAUCGCCAUUUUCUAUACCGAGCUCGAUUUCAACGAUACUUCCUACCGCCUCGUCGAAAUCUGAAUUUGGUGAGAAAAGCGAGGACAAAUAUUCGUACGGUAGUUCGGAAAUUGUUGAAAGUAUUAUACCAUUGGAGGAGAUGCACAAAUUUCUCGACAAUGCAUUUAACAGCGAAUUACUCAACAGUUCUUACAUGUUAAAUUCAACUAAUUCCUACGAAGACAAUUUAAAUCACAAAAGGAUCGGCAAAUCAAAGACAACUCCUACUAAUGAGACUUUGAAUCAAAGAUUAUUGGCAAGCGAACCAACGCAAAGAAAAGUAAUUAGAGAAACGAAAAUGCUCAGAUCAUUUUCCCAAGAAAUUAAUAGAAAGGUAUUCGUUUACAAACGUAAUAUUUUUUCUUUUUCUCUUAAUAAGGAAUCACAUCCACGCUCGAACAUGGAAGGAAGACAAAUCAGUGAUCCAGUUAUAAAACACAAAGACAAAAUACAAGAACUUUUACAAAGAUUGGAAGUACAACAAACGUUGAUACAUCAAGCUAGCAAGGCUUUAAACUUUUGUAAUUUCAUGAAAAUGUUUCAAUAUAGUAUACAACACGUGGAAUCCGAGAGAUUGUUGUUAUUAUCGAUGCUUAAGAAAAAAGCUGUAUUGAAUGAAAUUAAACGUAUCGACGAAUUCCAGGAUAAUACUAUUUCCUUAUACGAGCACGGAAAAGUUACCAUCUCGCAGAUCAGUUUGAGCAUCAAUAAAGAUAAAAUUGAUUUGUCGGGUUUAACUCCUGAUAUGUGUGGAUGGUUUAUGGUUACGGUGACCCAUGAAUCGACGGUUUGGGCAACGAGUGCUAUGAAUUAUUCAUUCGAUAGUCCAAUUACUAUUCGUUUUCCCGAAUCAAUAACCGUACCAAAUCUGAGCCCUAAUUUUAUCAUCGUCGUAGACGUUUACAGUUUGCAAUUAAGAAACACAAAUUCCAAUGAAAAGGGAGAACAAUCGGGCAACAACAAUAUUACGUGUCCCUCACCUAAUCACUUGUGGAAAAAAUUGGAGAAAUCACGAUUGAAGCAAAAUGAAAUACCAUGUUCCAACAGUAUCAGAGAAACGUCUUUUCAACUUACUGGAUACGUACAAUUAACUCUUCAAGAUCUGGACAAAGUUCCACCUUGGUAUUUAUUAUCGGUACCUUCGAAUUCGAUUUUGCAAGGGAAAAUAAAUUUCAAAUUGUCUCGGAAAAUCAAAAUAUCGCUUAUCCAUUCCGGUUUCUUGACACACGGCGACGAAGCAGGUGGAUUGGCUGCUUGGAAUAGAAGAUGGUGCAUUCUCGAUGGUAGUUGCAUGAAAUUUUGGAAUUAUCCUCAAGAACACGACUUGAGAUCACCGUUGUUGAUCAUCGAUUUGACUCGUUGCACAACUAACGAGGUACAAGUCGUGGAUAGGACCAUUUGUGCUAGACCACGCACGCUUAUGUUUAAAACUAUAAGAGAAAGAGUAUCUCGCGAUGAAAAUAGCAUGUUUCUCGAGUGUCAAUGCAGUUACACUGUCGUAAGACACUUGCUAUCCUGCGAUACCAUCCACGAUAUGAUGGAAUGGAGUUCUAAAUUAAACUACGUCUUAUCCAUAUUGAGCAAUUGGAAAUCAAGAAGGAACGAUUUCAUUCCUACCACUGAAUUGUAAUUGAAUUAUUUCUAAACUCUGCCAAUGUAUAAUAU
Molecule: messenger RNA, 3607 nt
Organism: Polistes canadensis
Lineage: Eukaryota; Metazoa; Arthropoda; Insecta; Hymenoptera; Vespidae
Exons: 4
Coding region: 1170-3572 (800 amino acids)
Biological process (GO): septin ring organization; mitotic cytokinesis; actomyosin contractile ring assembly
Cellular component (GO): actomyosin contractile ring
Source: RefSeq, a predicted model, not a curated record